GUUACAAUGGCGAGUUCGCCCAAUUAUUACCACCAGGAGCAGUUACUACUACACCGGCACUACAACAACGAAAAUGACCGACGCGCCGGGGACACGGCUACGAGGAGAAGAACGACGACGGUCGCGGCGGCUAGGACGGUGGUAACAACAACAACAACAGCAGCAGCGGCGCCAGGAUUAUUACCAGCAGCGGCAGUAUCGUCGUCAACGGUUAGAAGCGGACACGCGACGACGGAGCUGGCACAGCGCGAGAUCCCGGUCGAUCAGCACCCCCCGGCACGGCUCGAGCGGGCGCUUAACGUUACACAGCCUUGCAAUGUGCGCGACGCCGCCGUCAGCAGUGGCGGCGGCGGCGACGGCGACCACAACAACAGCAGCAGCAGCGCGCGCGAGCCGGCGGUUUGCUCCACGCAGCGCGAGACGGUUGCCCCCGCGGGGCGCGAGGUCUCCGCGGCGCGAGGGGCGGCCAGCACCACCGCGACCGCCACCACCUCGACCACCAUGGACUGUCACGAGGACGUGAGGAAAUACGGCUACAUGAGGAAGCAAAAGCACGGCCACAAGCGCUUCUUCGUGCUGAGGGGGCAGAGCCACUUGGGUCCGGCCAGGCUCGAGUACUACGACAGCGAGAAAAAAUGGAGAAACCGAUCGACCGCCCCCAAAAGGGUCAUCCUGCUCUGUCAGUGCUUUACGGUCAGUAGGCGAGCUGAUGCCAAAAGUAAAUACCUCGUAGCUCUGUACACAAAAGAUGAGUACUUCGCCAUGGUGGCAGAGAAUGACCAGGAACAAGAGAGCUGGUAUUUGGCCAUAAGUGAACUAAUGAAUGAAGGGAAGAAGGUACCGCUGGAGCCCGACGAAGUGGAGAACUAUGGUAAUUUAACUCCAGGCACCGUUUUCAAAGAAGUGUGGCAGAUUAAUGUGAAGCCCAAAGGGCUGGGGCAAACCAAGAACCUGACGGGGGUGUACAGGUUGUGUCUUUCCAGCAAGAUGAUUCAUUUUGUUAAAAUCAAUUCUGACGUGCCUUCCGUGCAUUUGCAGCUGAUGAACAUCAGGAGGUGUGGUCACUCUGAGAACUUUUUCUUUAUUGAGGUUGGCCGUUCUGCCUCUAUUGGCCCUGGUGAGUUGUGGAUGCAGGUAGACGAUUCAGUGGUGGCUCAAAACAUGCAUGAGACGAUUUUAGAGACAAUGAGAGCUUUGAAAGCUUUUACUGAGUUUCGUCCCAGAAGUAAAAGUCAAUCCUCUGGGACAAACCCCAUAUCAUUUUUGACUCGAAGGCAUCUUGGUAAUUUACCGCCAAGUCAGACUGGAUUGCAAAGGCGUUCCAGGACUGAGAGCAUGACUAGUGCCUCGGCCUCAAGGAGUGAAGCAUAUCGUUUUCGAACAUCCAGUGAAGGUGAAGGUACCAUGACACGACCCUUUGGAUCUGUUACUGGAAGUUUAAUCCACCUAAAUUCUGCAAGGAUGGGCUUAAGCAGGGGUGACGGAGGUGGAAGGUAUGUAAAGCCGCCUUUUGGUCCCUCGAACCAUAGUCGAUCAGUAUCUCUGCCUGUGACAUACCUACCAUCUACGACAAGCCCUGUAAGUGUUUCUUCCAGCAGUGGACAUGGUUCUGCAUCUGAUCCUCUUACACGACCAUCUAGUUCAUCCAUUUGUGGUUCUCCAAGUGAUGGUGGAUUUAUUUCCUCUGAUGAAUAUGGAUCAAGUCCUGGGGACUUUAGAUAUUUCCGUGUACGGAGUAAUACACCAGAUUCACUUGGUAAUACACCACCUAUUCAAGAAGAAAAUUGCUUGUGUGAUUAUAUCUCAAUGGACAAACAUAUAAAUGCUGUAAAUUACGAAGGCAGAUCCAGAGAUGAUUAUGUAGUUGCUGAGAAAGGGUACAGAAAGAGAACCCACUCUCUGACCAGUUCCGGUGCUGUGGUAAUGCAUCAAAAAACAACACAAACGACUUCGUCUUUAGAUGAGUCUAAUGUUGAUUCAAAUCGUGUGGUUAUUAACAGCCAGUUAUCCUGUUCUGCAUCACCAAAGUUGACCUCUAAUUCUUACCACAAAGAUUGUAGUGACAUUGAGAUUGGGACAUCAGUAAACCAAAGCCAAAACAAAGCAAGAGGUGAUGGUUAUAUGCCAAUGAUGCCUGGUGUUGCAUCUGCUAGCCAUAAUAGAAGCCAAGAUUAUAUGCCAAUGAAUCUUAAAAGCAUUUCUGGUCCGAAACAAAUUAGUUCUUUGUCACCAAGUCAAAUGGACUCCAGGGGAUACAUGGUGAUGUCCCCCAGUGAUAGCAGUUCUCCAGUGCGAUGCAUGUUUACAGAGUACAGUUCAAAACUAGGGAGCAACAAUGAAAAAUUAUCUAGUGAAUACAUGGAUAUGUCCCAGAAAAACCUGAAUACACAAAAAUUAUCCAAUGAUGGCUUCUAUAACCUCAAUAGCCCUGAUGCUCCUAAAUCCUACAGCUCGUAUUAUUCAUUGCCUCGAUCAUUCAAAACUCCCUCAGAGGAAAAUGGUGAACAUGAUGAGUAUGUUCCUAUGUGUUCGCCAGGAAAGUUGAUAUAUGGAGAAACAUCAGUGUUUACUGGCAGUGUUGGUAACAGUGAUUUAGUUCAUGAUACUUCUCAAUCUCCAAGGACACAAAACCAAGAUGAGCGUGUUUUCCAAAAAGGAAAAGUUGAGAGACCCACGAGAUUGUCCCUUGGCACGCCAGAAGUAAACACUUCACCAAAACUGUUUGAGCAUAGUUUGCUGCCAGAGCCAAAAAGUCCAGGAGAAUACAUCAACAUUGCUUUUAAUGAAAAAGCUAGUAAUACACCAUAUUCUCUAUCAGCCGAAGGAUCCCCAUCUUCACUUGGCUCCAGUAGUGAACAUAGACGGUCGCCGUUGUCAGACUACAUGAGUGUUGAUUUAGAUGUACUGUCACCAAAGCCAGCUAUUCUUUCCUCAAAUCCUUUGACUAGUAUGACCAUUGCUUCAGGUUCUAGUAUAACCAGAAGCCAGCCAAAUGAUGCUUACAUCAGUGUUCCUCUUGGUGCCACAUGUGUCAACACGCCUGCUGUGAUGGAUGAUUACACAGAAAUGACAUUUAAUUUGGCAGUAACAGCCUCUCAUCCUACUUCACCAAAGUCAGACAAUGUAGAGGUGACCAGUCCUACAGCCAUUGUGAAGAGGUUGUGCAUUAUUGAUCAAUAUCCCAAUAUAAAUACAUUUCCUAUCUCUAAACCUCCUGAUGCCAAUCAUGGUCCGAAGGUAAUCCGUGCUGAUCCACAGGGAAGAAGGCGGCACAGCUCAGAGACAUUCUCAUCUACACCCACAAUGGCACCCUCUUCUCCUUUUUUUGCUGAUGGUGGCAAAAGGCAUAGUUCUGCUUCAUUUGAUAACGUUUGGCUUAAGCCAAAUGACUGCCUUAGUGAUGAGCAUCGGAGUACCAUGUGCAGAAAUACAUCUGCUGGAUUUCAGAAUGGAUUGAACUAUAUUGCGUUGGACUUGAGGGAAGAUCACGGAUGUUGUGAAUCAAAUGGAAGUGUGCAGACUUCAGAUCACCUCCAAGUUGCCAGCAGCACAGACUCUCGAGGUUACGCCAGCAUAGACUUUACCAAAUCAGAUGGACUGAACUAUGCAUCUGCAACUGAAGACUAAAUACAUCAACGUGGUUUAAAUCCGUGUCCACAGAGGAAAGGGCUGAAUGCACCUUUUUUCCAUGGUACCUACCAUGCAGUUUUAGAACUCGCUAGAUGGAAUUGGUACUGUCUGAAACAGUCACCUUAUUGCAAGAAUACACACAGACCUACUUCCCGUGAGGACCAGUGGGAAAAGCCAACAUGAAUCUCAACAGAAACACAAAUUGCUGCCUUUUUGGUACUUCCUUCAACAAAGACACCACUUCCUGCAAGUUUCAGCUGAGCAAAAAAGAAAAAGAGCCAUAGCUAAAGUGAACCAAUUUACUGAAGUGUUUUCAAUUCAGUUGCAUGUAAACAAGUAACAUUUAAAUGUUUUUUCCAGUACAGCUGUUCAUAAAAAUAUCUGCUAAAAAUCAUCUUUAAAAUGUUCCCCAGGUCAAACAAUGAGCUUUUAUUUUGACUAGUGCUAUAAAGGUAAUCAAUUGGUGUCACUGCUACCCAACCCUGAUGGAGCAUGAAAAGUGUUUCACAAGUGGUUUGUAUACAAUGUUGCAACCAAUCACGGAACAUCUCUGUCCCAUGGCAUACUUUUAAAUAUAUCCUGUUUCGCUCUGUAUCCAGAUUGAAGUAUUUUGAAGUGGUAGCAAUUUUAAAAUUAACCCUUACAAAGGACUAGUGGGUUUACUAGUCCUUUAAAUACCUGUAUUGCACAUUGGUUUUCCAAAUGUGGGGUAAUUGAGCAGAGCCCUGGAGCAUUUAACCAGCUUUUGAGAAGGGUGUACAUAGUCCAUUGCAUUCUUUAACUUGUGGUAAGUUUCAAGCGGUCAUGUUACAAUUGUGAGGCCAGCAGCCAAGUUGGCCAAAUUGUGAAACCUCUAGUGUGAAUACAGCAUAGGCUGACAUAAAGUUUACAUUUUUACAGGCCAGUUACCGUCUCCACAAGGUUUCAAAUGACAAAAAGUAUUGGUAUUCAAGUUUCAUUUAUUAAAUAUUUUGACACGUUCACUGCCGGUUAUGCCUUGGUGAACUUCAUUUUACAAGAUACUUAUUUUCUGUUUAAGAAGCUACUUCAUUUUGCAUUAAAAACCAAGUUUGUUGGGUCCUGAUCUACAUUAUGUAAAUGCAAAUGAAAAUCCACUUUGUGUUCCCAACUACCCAGCACCUCACAGGUAGAACUUAUCCUGACUUGGAUAUACAAAUUUUAUUCUCCCAGAAGUGAUCAUUUGAACAUGGCUUUAAAGUUUGAACAUUAACGAUUAGUGUUCGUUGGAGUUGUCCUUUGUAGGGUUAAUUAACUUUUGUGACACAUUGUAUUUGUGAUUUCAUUGAUACAUCUCCAUGUCCUCUUCUGCUCAGCUGCAGAGUGAACGAUGCCAAAAAUCCAUCAAUAUGAUUUUUCUUUUCCAUGUCCCCUUCAUUCUGUUUGCCCACAAUGUACAUCUCAAAGACUAAAUUCGAUCUGUGUGAGAGAUGCCAUUUUUGUUUUUUUGUCAGAAACAGUAGCUAGCCAUUUUAAAGGUGCAUUUUCUUUUACAUUGGGUGUAGUUUUGGGCAGCUGAAGCUGCAGAAAAUACUUCUGUAUGUUUAAAACUAAAAGAUGUGAGAAGACUUGAGCAUUUAUUUGUAUGUAUUCUGAGAAAGGAAUAGUACAGAUUAAGUACUUGUGCACAAUGGACUAUAUUUAUUCUAGAUAAGGGAAAUUAAUUUUGGCUGCAAGUAAAAUUUCACCCAAAUUCUGUUGUAGCUUUCAAAUACCGCUUAAGAAAGCACAUCAGCAGUGCCCAAGUUUAAUUGAAACACAAGUUAAGUGGACUGUUCUGAAUUGAAUCGUAAAUGAUGUGCUAUGUCCAAUACAGAAAAUCCCACUUUUUAAAACCUGUGUUUUUCAGAAGGUACUAGAUGUUGCUUAUUUGGUUCAUAACUUGUAAAAUAUUUCAUGUCACAUUUAAUAGAUCUAUUUUGAGUUAAUGACUUAAAAAUUGUUUUCCUAUCACUCAUGCUCCUGUAUCAUUGAGACAUGAUGAUUAUUUCUAUGAAGAUCAUGGAGUACGGUGCUGCCCUUAAGUAGUGUGUUGAACUAUAAGGAAAUAUGAAAUCCCCUGGCUGCUUUUCAAAGGUACGCUAGUGUUCAUAUGUAAGCAAUCAGUAAAGCUCCCACCAAGUACAAGUUAAUCCAUGCUGUUGGGUGUAGUAUUCAUUUUGCACCGUUAUUUGUAAACUUCUAGUUUAUAUGUACAAAAAUCAUGCAGCAUUUUAAGUGUGGUUUCUGUAAAAUUGUAUGAAAACUUUGAAAAUCAAAUUAAUCCAAGUUCUCAAAAGCUACAGGGCUAGAUGUUAACAGAGCCAGUCUGUUUCCAAAGGGUUUUAAAAUGGUGGAUGGGACAUUUUAGAUAUUCUCAGUCUGGUAGUUUUAUUGGUACAGGAUUCACUACCAACCUUGACUGGCUGCAUUGAAAGCAUAGACAUUUUUCUCAUCCUCCUCCACCCCAGCCGACACGUUUGAAAUUUUUUCCAUGAAGUUGGGCUAGUUUCUCAAGGACAUAUGGUUCUCGGCCCGUUAGUGGAACUGUUAAACCAUAAUCUGGAUUCUGGAAUUGUUUUGAAAGGUAUGAUUUGAAGGUCUUACCCAUGUUUCCUCUGCAUUCUGCACACUCAUCUGGAAAAAUGGAUUCCUGGCCAUUUGUUCAUGAUAAUACAGUUGAUAGAUGGCUGCAUUAUGAAUGCCUAGCUGAAUUUAAGGCUUAGUAUUUGAUUAGUUCAGCAGCAGUCUGUUUUCACAGGUGGAAGUGGAGUCUGCUUUGAUUAAAAGAAAGAACAAGUUGGCUUUCUUUUGAAUUAUUUCUUUCAAUAUUUGUUUAUUUGGAUAAAGUGAGCUGUUAUUGCUAUUUGUAAGCACAACAAUUUUUUUCAAAGCAGAUUUCUGAAUGGGUGCUUUUUGUUACAGUGUACUUUAAAACGUACCAUUCUAUGUCUCAUUAGUUCUGUAGUGUGUACUGAGUGAGUGGGCAUGGAGGAUAUGGGGUCACAUGGCAAAGUCAGGGGGAGAACUGGAGGGCUGAAGUAAUUUUGGAUAAAAUGAUAUCCCAGUGAAGCAAGGUGAGCCUUCUAAACAGCCGGCUUCCAAAGGGAUAGAUCUGACUCACCCUGCCCCAACCUCCCUAUAAUGAAAAUUGUGGUGAAUGACUCAUUUUAAAGACACCUUUUUUGAGUUGGGAAAGCUUAAUGGAAAUCUGACUCUUGGUUUCACAAAGUCUGAUAUGCAUCAAAUAAAUACUUCUCCAUAAGCAAACUACUGAAAUACUGGAAAUCUGAAAUACCUGCAAAUUCUGAAACAGCAGGUCUGACAACAUCUGCAGAUAUAGAAACGCAGUUAACAUUUCAGAUUGUGACACUUCAAUCCAACUACGAAAGUUUGAACUCUCAAACUUUGAAGUGAUAUGGGAGAAAGGUGGGAAAUUUCAAAAGACUAGGCCUAUUUACAAGAAACUAAUUAGAGAAUUCAUGCAACAACGCUGAAACAAUAGGUUAUAGGGGAAGAUAAGCACAUUCAUAGAGAAGGAACCACAUGAGAAGAAUAUGGAAUAUAACCCUGACUCCCAUUUUGUUUCCUUUAUUUUGCUAGUGUCAAAUCUCCUCUUCUUGUUUUCAGUCAUACCUCUUCACUAUCCUGCAAUUUGCCACUGAUCUGGAUCCAUCUUUUUGUUCCAUUACCACUCCCUUUGGUUCUUCCCCAGAAAUAUUUUUGGCACUCGAUCUUCUACCUUUCUACCUUAUCACAGACAUUCCUUUUUUUGGUUAUUUUCCUACUUUUCCCCGUUUCAUCUAGUAAAAGCUCUUGCAGUUGUAGGAAUUCCUAGCUCUGAUGAACGGCUAUAAUCUGAAGCAUUAACUUAGUUGCCGUUUCCACAGAUACUGCCAGACCUACUGAAUGUUUCCAAGAUUUUCUGUUUGAACGCCACAUUCAGUUGUUUGUAUCAUAAUCUUUGCUGUCAGUAGGCUAUUUUCAUUUUCAAAUACUGUUCAGUUAUACUGAACGCCAAUCCUACUUGGGAGAGGAGGACAUACAACGGAGGGUUUGAGAUGCUGACUACUCAUGGUGAAAGAUAAGUCAGUUUAUCAUGCCACAGAGUUAUAGGAACUUAGUUUGCUUAUCUUUUUAACAUUGUAUAUCCCCCGAUUUACCCACCAAGUUCCACUGGAGGCUCAUGGUCUUGCUGUCAGAUGCUGUGUUGAAUGCCUGGUAAACUGAAUCACUUCCCCCUGAUGUAGAGGAAGGCAGAAGUGGAAAUCUGUUGGGUUCUUUUUGCACCUUAGAAAUAUAUAAUGCAUGCAUUUUUCCUGCUUGCUUGCUCCCUUUAUUUAAGAAUAGUAGUUAGGAAGGAAGAUAAUAUUUAUUUAAAUUUAUGUAGAAAACUAUUUGGGUGAUUGGCAAGGGAUUAAGUAACUGGUUUCUAUUCCAUUUGCAUGCAGAGAAUUGGCUAUCUUAAUUUAUCUACCUUUAUUUCACUAGUUACAGUAAUUGUUCAGACUGUAUUGGUAGCCUGAUAUCUAUUGAGACAAGUUAACCAGUUUGGUGGCUUUCUGUCAUGAGGCAUGUUUCAAAAUACCAUAAUAAAUUUUGAUGCAACAAUAUUUAUUGCAAGAGAUACUCUCAAAUAAGUAAUCAUUAAAGUGAAAUGGUUUCUUCAGCCAAUCAACUCUACUGUCACCAAUUUCUAAUGGUAUUUUGGCUACACUUUCUGAAUUAUUUUAAAGGUGCACCCGUCUCUUCCCCAAUUUCAGUACUCGCAUUGUAAUAAGUUUUCAUGUGGGGAUACUUUCAGAAAUAUUUAACUAUUUUCACCUUCCUCUGAUUAUUAUUAUAACAUCCUAUUAAAGUUUUCUGUACCAAGCUUUACAGUUUAAAUGGGAAUGCACUCUUCGAAUGAGUACUCUGGCGUCUUUAUUAUGUUCAGUGAUUUUAAAAUUCUCUUUUCAGGAUUUCUUUGAGAUGGCUUAUAUCUCUUACAUUUCAUUGAAAUUGGCACAUGUGAAUGAUUAAAGCAGAUGAUUUUAAUGUAUCUAUUUUCUAACAUUGGUGAUUAUGUGAACUCAAACUGAUUGCUGCUGAUCAUACCUUUUACAGUCAGUAGGUGGAAUAGUCUGAAAGCAGGUUAAUUGCAGCAACUUCUCCAUUAGGAAAUUUGGAUAUUUCAAGCAAUUUCCUUGGCCUGUGUUACACUGCCAGUCUGCACGAUUCUUUUAAAUUCACAUCAUUGUAAUUAAAAAAAAAAAUCACUUACUACAAAUCAUAAACAGCACGACUGUUGAAAGAAACAAAAUUAUGUCUCGGCCACAACUUGGAAUAGAAAGUUGAUCACCGACCACUUUUCCAAUUUGAGCUUCUACCCUAUUAAAAAUGUUGUAAAGAUGAUAUGCAUCAAUAAGGAAUUCAUAUUAUUGUAUAUUAAAUGUGGCCCACGUUUAAUUGACCAGUGAGGGUGAUAUCAUACUUGAGAAAAGUUUCAAUACUGCAGUACCCUGACACUUUUGUUUACUUUCUUAAACUCCUAGCCACACAUGAUGUAUGCACUAAAUAAUUUUGAGACUGCGAUGAGGCUGCAUGAUAGAGACAGACCUAUGUUCUUGAGAGGUAAUAAAGCUGGUUGUUAUAAUUAGAAAGUAGAGCAACAAAGUUGAUUGUUAUUUUCUCUGCAUCACGUUACUGGUAACUUCUGCAAAAAUAUAUUGGUACAAAUAACUAUAGUAGACUUGUACCCAGAUAAUGUAGUUCUGUGGUUUGUACCAGUAACUGCAGAUGGUACCAGUAGUAACAAAGGUACGAAAAUACGUGCUGGCUUCGUAACACAGACAACACUGUGUGAAAUGCAGUAGAUACACAUUCUAGAUAUUGACCCAUCCCAAUGAGUACUUUGUGAUUCAGUGAUAAUUAUAGACACCAGAUACUGCAUGAAUCUGGACUAGUAGAGAUAGGAAUACCACACUGUUAAGAGAUCUUUACUGGUUUUCAAAAAAAUAGUUGGAGGGUGAUUCAUGGGGUUCACGCUACACGUUCACUGUAAGCCCACAAUAGUUCUAACUUGAGGAUUUUGAAACCUAUAUAGUCUCCUAAAUUUAGUAUAGCUAGAGAUAACAUACUGGUACCAGUAGGUACUGAAUGAAAAAUGUAGCAGAUCUAUCUAGACUGAUACAUUUUGGUACUAAUUUUUAUUUUGGUUCUUUUUGAUAGUUAAGAAAUAGUCAACGUACGCUGAAACAGGACUACCAGCAUCAUCAUGCAGUUUAGCUAAUAAUCACCUAGGUACUGAAGGCUACUAGUGUACGAAACUGAGCACUGACUACCUGUGUUAUGAUUUUAUACAGUAACCUCAAAAGCCAACUUGUGGCUAAAUGGGUAUGGCAUACACAAUAUGCAAUUUUUUUCUUGAUCUAUUUGUAGCUUAUGAGUUACUAAAUUAUUCAGUAUUGUGCUGGAAGUCUAUUUCUGGAUAAGAAUUUACAUAUCAUUUGAUAGGUACAGAAGAAAUUAUUUCGUAAAAGAAAAUUAGUAGUGGAAGGCAACGUGAAAACAAAUGAGGGCAGGUACCUGCAUAGAUGUUAAGGGAAAAAGUGUAAAUGAAGAAGUUGGUUUGAUUGGACUUUGAUAAAUAUUUUGUAUCUUUUUUUCAUAUUGAUCAGUAGCUCUCAAAAUUGUGCAUGAAAAAGAAACUUUCAUUGUCCCUUUUCUUUCCAUUAUGUUGGAAAUUAUACAUACACUAUGGAAAAGCAAGUGGGAGAUAUGGAGAGGAAUGAAGUACAAAUCUCAGUAAUCACCAGGUCAUUAUUCAUAAGUGAUUCACAAAAUUACUGUCACUGCUACAAAAAACACUUAUUAAGGGGGAAAAAAAGGAUAAUUACGAACUAUUGGCAGAGGUGGAAGUGGAGAAUUCCUUUCCACAAUUCCACACGCAGGUACCUUUCCUCAUCUCAUGCAAAGUAAAAGUUGCAUCUUCCAGACAAUAGUAUGCUGCUGUAUAAUAAAGAAAAACAAAGGUGGAACAAUUAUAUUCCUUCUGUAAAUUAAUUUGACAAAUGGACAUAGUUUUUUUGGCUGUACAGAGAAGCAGACGGUUGAUGCUCUAUAUAUUGCAGUUCCUGCACCACACAUGACAGAAGGUUUAAAAUAUCUAAUUUUAUCUUGCUGUGUCUUCCACUGUAAAUAUUGUUUAGCAGUUAAAUGUUAAUCCACCAUGUAUGUGAAUGGGAGACUGGCUUAGAGUUCUGUAUAGUGUUUAUAUUUAUCACAAAUGCUUUCCAUAGAGCUACAUGCAAUAAAAUUGUGUUCAU
This is a messenger RNA of Stegostoma tigrinum, 10934 nucleotides long. RefSeq names its product insulin receptor substrate 2-A-like. The coding region runs from base 7 to 3627 and encodes 1206 amino acids. Gene Ontology annotation, molecular function: phosphatidylinositol 3-kinase binding; insulin receptor binding. The record is from RefSeq and is a predicted model, not a curated record. Gene Ontology annotation, cellular component: cytosol; plasma membrane. The transcript has 2 exons. Gene Ontology annotation, biological process: insulin receptor signaling pathway. NCBI's taxonomy places the organism in Eukaryota, Metazoa, Chordata, Chondrichthyes, Orectolobiformes, Stegostomatidae.